Molecule: messenger RNA, 1204 nt
Organism: Rhododendron vialii
Lineage: Eukaryota; Viridiplantae; Streptophyta; Magnoliopsida; Ericales; Ericaceae
Product: protein PYRICULARIA ORYZAE RESISTANCE 21-like
Exons: 3
Coding region: 440-1072 (210 amino acids)
Molecular function (GO): metal ion binding
Source: RefSeq, a predicted model, not a curated record
AUCCUAAAAUAUAUACUCCAGUAUAUAGAUAGAUAGAUUGUUCGAGGAUAUGGGUCUUGUCCACAAAAAAAGUGAUUGAAGAAUUGGAAGGUGAAAUGGUUCUGUCAAUCAAAGGCCAGCACACGCUAUGCUAAUGUGGAGUGGAGGAGAGUAAAGAGUCAGCAAUCAAAGGCACCUCUACCUCUAUGGGAAAAUUGAAGGAGACAAUUUUGAUGAUCGCAUGGACUUCCAUCGCCCUUAACACGUGUCACCGCCUUGUUGGUUCCAGCCUAAUUUUCAAUUCUACCCUUUUCCAUUCUUGAGCUAAUUUCCAUUACGUACGACAGCAGCGUUUUUUCCAUUCUUAAAGCAAGGCCUUCUCGAUCUCUCUCAUCCCCCCCUCCCCUCUCUCUCUCUCUCUCUCUCUCUCUCUCUCUCCCUAGGUCAUCAACAAUUCACUAUGGCUGAGAAGAAGGUCACAACAAUGGUGCUGAAGGUGGACCUUCAGUGUCCUAGUUGCUACAGGAAGAUCAAGAAAGUUCUUGCCAAAUUUCUCCAAAUUCGAAACGAGGCUUAUGAUGAGAAGCAGAAUACGGUGACGAUCACUGUAGUAUGCUGCAGCCCGGAGAAGAUUCGUGACAAGUUGUGUUGCAAAGGUGGGAAAACAAUCAAGAGCAUUGAGAUCAAACCGCCUCCAAAAGCCAAACCACCUCCAGAACCCAAGGCACCCGAAAAGCCCAAGGCACCCGACAAGGCACCGGAAAGGCCCAAGAUACCCCAAAAGAGUAAGGGACCCCCAAAAUCUCCAGAUUCUUCCGGGCCCCACGACCAAGUCCAGACGACGGGAACUGAGAAGCUCAAAACUCGUCCGCAGGCUCCGACCCCCCUUGUUUAUGUACCGAUUUACCCGGCUCCGGUAUGUUAUGGGCAAUGUUACGAGGGUAUCCCUGGGGCCCCAUGUUAUGAGGGGUAUGAGAGGCCAGUAGCAUCCUAUGAUGGGUAUGGGUAUGGUGGGAAUGGGGCUUGUUAUGAAGUAAGUCGUUGCGAUGAGUACUUUAAUGAAGGAAACACUUCUGGUUGCACUAUCAUGUGAUGGUAGUGCUCAAGCUUUUUGAUUAACUAGUGGAAGUGCACGUGUUUUUUUGUGUUAUUGUUUACUGUUAUUAUGUCCGUUUUCUUGUAUCUUUUGAAUGGAAAUGAAGUAGAUAAAGAAAAUGGGAUAAAA